UACAUAGUGCAUUACAAGGAGAACAGUGACCCCGAGUGGACAUACCAGAGGACUCCCACCACCAGGGCCAUUGUGACCACGCUAGUGCCAAGCACGCAGUACAUGUUCAGGGUGGCAGCCGUGACCAGUCGAGGUGUGGGCAACUGGAGUGAGGUCAAAUCCAUCACACCAAAGAAAGCGCUGCCUCCACCCUCCGUCAUCGCUGACACCAUCACCAACGACUCCAUCAGCCUGUCGUUCAGCUUCAACUCCCAGAACGAGGUGAAGCACUACAUGGUGGUGCUGUCCUGGCUCUUCGACUCCCACGUCAAGGAGAGCAGGAACUACACGGUCCAGAAGGGGAUCCUCCGUGCGGCCAACCUGACGGCGGGGACAGUGUACGAGGUGGCGGUGUGGGCGCACACGGUCGUGGGGGACAGCCCCACCGCACUCUCCCGCCAGCAGACCACCGGCACCCAGCCCGAGGCCCCCCUGCUCAAAGCCCGGGCCCUGAACCAGACCAGCGUGGACUGCAGCUGGACCACCGCCGGCCUGCCGGCCCAGGUGUACGGUAUAUUCUACGCCACCUCGUUCCUGGACCUGUACCGUAGCCCCCGCAGCGCCAGCGGCAGUGGGGCGGCCGGCCAGACCACGGUCCAGGUGGAGCCCGACGAGCAGUACCUCUUCCUGGUCCGGGCCGUCUCCCCGUACCUGGGUCCGCCGUCAGCCUUCGCCGUGGUCAGGAUGAUCCCCAGCGAGAGACUGCCCCCCAGGAACCUCCACCGGGUGCAGGUGGGGCAGACCAGGACCACCCUGAAGUGGCAGCCCCCCUACGACUCCCCCGCCUCCCCCCUGACCUACGUGGUCCACGUGCGCGACGUGGUCCGCAAGGCGGAGCUGGACUACAAGCUGAGCAGCAGCAACAACACGGUGGAGUACUUGCUGAAGGGCCUGGAGCCGGGCGGCCGCUACAGCGUGACCGUCCGCCUGCGCAACAUGAGCAAGGAGGCCAGCCUCACGCUCACCACAGUGGCUCUGCCAGCGCCUGACGCCCUGAAGAUCAUCAGCGAGAAGGACCACGUGUUCCUGCUGUGGAAGAGUCUGGCCGUCAAGGAGAAGGGUUUCAACGAGAGCCGGGGCUACGAGGUGCACAUGUACGACAGCGUGAGCAACCAGACCAUGUUCCUGGGCAACACCACAGAGACUUUCUUCCGUAUCAACCGCCUGCUGGCCGGGCACAACUACAGCUUUUCUGUGCAGGCGCGCUGCCUGCUGGGCGGACAGCUGUGUGGGGAGCCCUGCUCCUUUAUGACCAGCUGGGCAAAGGGGCCCUGGCGGAGAGGGUUGAGGGCCCGUCGGAGGACGUGGCGGUGGUGGUGGUGCCCGUCCUGUUCCUGCUGCUGCUGGGGGCUUGCGGCGGACUGCUGGCACUCUACAUGCGCCACCGACGGCUGCAGAACAACUUCACCAACUUCGCCAACUCCCACUACAACUCCCGCCUGGGCUCGGCCAUCUUCUCCUCCGGGGACGAUCUAGGAGACGAUGACGAAGAC
Molecule: messenger RNA, 1532 nt
Organism: Gadus chalcogrammus (walleye pollock)
Lineage: Eukaryota; Metazoa; Chordata; Actinopteri; Gadiformes; Gadidae
Product: sortilin-related receptor-like
Exons: 13
Coding region: 103-1515 (470 amino acids)
Molecular function (GO): protein binding
Source: RefSeq, a predicted model, not a curated record